This is a messenger RNA of Histoplasma mississippiense, 2079 nucleotides long. RefSeq lists its product with no specific name. The record is from RefSeq and is a predicted model, not a curated record. Gene Ontology annotation, molecular function: protein binding. NCBI's taxonomy places the organism in Eukaryota, Fungi, Ascomycota, Eurotiomycetes, Onygenales, Ajellomycetaceae. The transcript has 2 exons. Bases 1 to 2079 code for a protein of 692 amino acids.
AUGCACCUCCUAAACCUGCCCACAGAACUCCUAGAAUAUAUUUUCGACUUUUCUUCUGUCACCAGCUGCCUUCAAACAGCUUAUACCUGUCGCACGCUCUUUGCAGUUCUCUCAAACUAUCGCAAGGGGCUUUUGUACCAAUUGUCUCAACUCCCCUCAACCCCUAGAACCCUCAGCACUGUCAAUACCAGUCACAGUGGUGGUGGUGACAAUAACGACAAUGAACUCUCCUCUAAAGGCAUAGCAGAGCUCUUUCUCUUGCUCCAAAGACGGGCAGCCCAGCAGCUGCGUGGCGCCAACUUCCACGCCAACCAAAGUGUAUACACUUUUGACAAGGGCGCACCUGCCAUUGACACUCUGGCUUCAACCAUACACCGUGACGGUGAUCCCAAUGUAGCGUUGGUGCAGAAGGGUCUACCCAGUGUUUUCUUGUAUUUUGUUUCUGGGGGUCGGAUGGUACCGCGGGGCGUGCUGGAAGCCUUCACCGUAUGUCCUGGGAAGGUUGAGGUGAUUAAGGCCAUUAUUAGUGACAGGGGGAAUAUGGUUUCUGUAUUGCAGAGAUUUACGCCCUUUCCGGCAAAGGACGGUGAGAACGGGUCCCAAGGAGUUGGCGAAAGUGGAACUGUGAAUGGCCAUGGGAAGACGCCGAGAAACAAACACCCCUUCGAAGAAGAGGCGAUGAGGCCGUACCGGGCCGAAAGCACACAGCUUGUGCAUUACCGCCGCAGCAAGCCCGGGUCAGGAUAUUCGCGCGUGACGAUUUCUGCCUUCCCGGCCCAAGAUGAGUAUCGCCCAUUGGCAAUUGCUGUGGCCGGUCAAUAUCUGGUGGCGAUAUCAUGGCAGCAUAAGCAGCAUCCAGACAGACGUAUGAUUGUUGUCCAUGCCGCGCAACAAGACGAGACUGUAGGAAAAAUGAAACUAUCGUACCAAGUUUACAACGACAAUAUUAUCAUCGACGAAGACGGAACCAUGCCGUAUGACAACGGUUACCAUCAACACCGGAACACACGGCCUAUCGAACCGGUAAUCCAAAUGGCCUUCAAUGACGGCGUUACGCAGCUGCUCUACUAUCACCCUGCCUCAACAAUAUAUGGCCAUUUCCAACGCAUCGAUCUUAUACCCGGUGGAGCAAUAAGCACCAGCGGUCUCCUUGGCAACUCCUGCUGGGUAAUAUACCGCAACAACCUCACAAUCAACAAUGUCGAAGAAGACAACCUUAGAUUCACUAUCGCCAUUCCUUUCUUCAGCACGCACGAGACCGUGACCAAUCACUUGAAUCGUGAGCAGUGCCACUGGAAAUACCUGGCUCUCGGCACCGCGACAGACAAUCGCGGCGAACUCGUGGCCUGCAUCCUCAUGACAGAAACCUUCUGCCGCUCUGUCCACUGCCAUCACAUCGAGAACCUCGACCGUGGUCGGCGCUUCGAUAGCUGGCGCGUUGCUGCGCGGUUGGCCGGGUACAGCACAAGCGUGAACACGCUGCCGGGGAUCGUAGCAACGUCGCGAUGCGCGACGCGUCUGGCGAUUGCGAAUUGGAAGACCAUCACGGUUUGGCCUUUGGACCCGCAAGCGAUCAUUGAAUGGAAUGCGUCUGGUGUCUACCCAGAGAACAUGAUUGAUGCCGGCGUGACCGGUGCUGUUUUGUUGGAACCCGUGGUAUUGGAGAGUGAGGCUGUGUGUUUCAUGUUAAGUUUUGGGGAAGGGGAGGAUGAGAUUGUUUCGCUGACGGAUCGCGGAGUUAUGAGGUGGGAGAUUGGGGCCGGGACAGUGGGGAGGAAAGAAGGGGCAGUUUUGGGGCUUUUGGACGGAGCUUGGGGGAACGAAGGGGAGAGUGAGGGGGAGGAGAGUGCGGAUAGGAAGAUAAAAGGAGCGGGCGCGGAUACGGAUGAAGAGGGACUCUUUGUAUAUGAAGGGGGUGAGUCGGAAAUUGGUAGUGAGAUGAGUGACGAUAGCGAAGCGCAGGUUAAUGGCGUCGAGGACGAAGAAGAUCAAGAGAUGGAAGAUGCUGACAACCAUAGUGAUGGUGAUGGUGGGACUUUUCAAUCCUUUCUACCCUCAAGUUCUCAUGUCCCACCAUAA